Messenger RNA from Pistacia vera, 786 nucleotides. RefSeq lists its product as uncharacterized. The record is from RefSeq and is a predicted model, not a curated record. Gene Ontology annotation, biological process: DNA integration. Gene Ontology annotation, molecular function: nucleic acid binding. NCBI's taxonomy places the organism in Eukaryota, Viridiplantae, Streptophyta, Magnoliopsida, Sapindales, Anacardiaceae. The coding region runs from base 1 to 786 and encodes 261 amino acids. The transcript is spliced from 3 exons.
AUGGCAUGUGAUACUCCUAAAGAAGCUUGGGAUAAACUCAAGGAGAAGUUUGGGGGAAGUAGCCAAACUAAAAACAUGCAGGCCUUGAACUUGAGAAGAGAGUUUGAAAUGCUCAAAAUUCAAGAAACUAAAAAUGUCAAGGAGUAUGUGGAUAGAUUAAUAAAUGUAGUGAAUAAGAUUAAAUUACCUAGUGAGGAGUUGACUGAUCAUAGGAUUGUGGAAAGAGUGUGUAAGAACAAGGGGAAUCAGCAGGACCAGCAAGCUCAAGCAGUGGAAAGUUCUCAGCAGACACAAGAGAGUACAGAGCAGCUUUUUGUGGUCUCAGAAUGCAUGGUUGCAAGCAGCCCUUAUGAGUGGUUGAUUGACAGUGGCUACACCAAUCAUAUGACCCCAAAUGCCAGCAAUUUCGUGAACCUAGACGAGGGCUAUCAAUCCAAGGUGAAGGUGGGAAAUGGUGAGCUGCUGGAGGUGAAAGGCAAAGAUUUUUCCAGGAUGACAUGGGUACAUUUCUUGAACCAAAAGAGUGAGGUAGUUGCUAUAUUCAAAAGGUUCAAGCUGUUGGUUGAAAACCAAACAAGUUUGACACUCAAAACAUUGAGAAGUGACAAUGGUGGAGAGUAUACUUCCAAUGAGUUUGAAGGAGCAUGCAAAGGGGCUGGGAUAUGGCAUCAGUUUAGUAGUCCAUACACUCUACAACAAAAUGGAGUGAGUGAGAGGAAAAAUAGGACUGUGAUGGAGAUGGCAAGAUGCAUGAUGAUUGAGAAAAAUCUUCCAAAAAUUUUCUAG